AUCUAGGAAUUAUUAAGGAAGUCAAAGAUGAUAAAUCUCGGUUUAUAGAACAUUCUUGUAUUUUUAAGUUAAUUGAAGACUGUAGAAAAUGACCCAUUCUGUGAAUCUGCUGAGACUUAGAGAACAGGAGCUUUGUGGCGGAGGGAUUUAGUUUAUUUGUUACAAAAGAUAGAUUCUAUUUUGGAUUGAGUAGAACACAUUUGGACCAUCUACAAUCUGUGAUUUGCUUCAGUUUUAAAGUCAACUUAAAAACCAUAGUUUACUGCAGAUCUACACCAUGCCAUCCCAUUACAGUCAGCAGUCCCUAACCGUCCUAGCUCUUUUUGGCGUCCUGGCUGCCAUCAUGGCGUCUCUUUCGGUCAUUUUAAUCUUCCAGGUUCAAACCACUGUGAAACAGGGGGACCACACGGCAGGAUUGGGCCCAGCUGCUGGCAAGAUUCUUCUGCCAGCCUCUGUAGUUCUGGCUGCUCUGUGUCUUGCUCUUAAUACAAGCUGCUUUCUGCUUUGCUUGCUACACUCGUACUUUACUUCGGAAGCGAUCCGAGAGGACCCUGAGUCUAGAAGGGGGGACUGGUUCCUGCUGGAUAACCGGAGUAUUCGUCAAUCUGCUGUCUGCCUGUUCUGCCUUGGGGUCUCCCUAUAUUUAGCCGCUUUGUCUUUAUAUAUGCUAAUCCUGUUUGAGAUCGAAACUGGAAUUGCCAGCUCGUGCAUCCUGACUUUGGGUUCCAUUUUUAUGAUCAUCACGGUGGGCCAUACAUUACACAAGGCAACCCAGGUUACACAUCACAGCCACGAAGAGCUGCCUAGUACUCUCUUUGAAAAUGACUCCGCUCCUAGUGGAGAUCUUAAUGACUCGGUGCCUUCCAAUGAUUUAAACAACGGCAAAGAGGUGUCUCCUGUGCGUCCUCGUCCCGAAAUCCAUCGUGAGUUUUCCUAUCCUCCAUACAUCCAGCAGCAGCAGAAACAACAGCAACAACAGCAACAACAGCUACAUCAACUACAGCAACAACAACUACACCAACAGCAGCAUCAGAAACUCCAGCCUUUUUCCCCACCACUACCCCACAUUUCCUGCGUGUUGAACCAGAGUGAUAUCACAGGCCAUAGAAACGGAGAGGAGCGUUUUAACAUACCCAGGAUACAAAGGACACUUUCUGCAGAAUCAGGGCUCAUGCAGCCAAAUUCCAAGCCAUGGAAUGGAGUAAACCAGGAACUCAGAACAAUGAUCCCAAGAAAACCAGGAGUAGUGGGAAAGGAUUCCACAUUAGUAUGAAAAGGUUACCAAAACAACAACAUCACAAAAAUAGAACAUGCCAAAGCUUCAACAGUUAGAACCCGAACAUACCGAGGAAGAUUGAUUAAGGUGUUCUGUUCUAAAAAGUGGGGCAAUCAUUAUGGAAACCAUUGGUGAAUUCUCCCCUUUUACAUUUUUGCACCACUUUUUAGAACAGAACACCUUGAUUAAUCUCCCCUAUGAGUUCUUUUCAAAAGGGGGAAAGGUUCUCUCUGCAACAAGGAAUGUCGGGUUCAAAUUCUUUAUUCUAUGUCCAGUCACACCAAUCUGCUAGCAUAAACUCUUGUUGUGGCCGCAUCUCACUGUGUGCAAGAUCCAGGAUAUUACUGGAUUCCAAAGAACCGACGAACAUAACUAGGGCACAUGAACUGGAAGAGAAAAUGAGCCACACAGCUUACAAGGAGCCAAUCACAGCAUUCUACUGGGAAGUGCCACAUAGCACUGGGAACUAAACAUAAUUUAUGUGUGCUACAGGAGAGGAGCAACGGUGGACAAUUGACACACUUUGUAAAAUCUUCAAAAUGUAAACCAAUACUCUUUUGGAAAGUAGAUAGGAGUCAGGAGCUUAGACAAAAUAUAGUUAUCUUCACUGAGAAAAUAAAGAGACAUGAUGGGGGGAAAAAAA
This is a messenger RNA of Pelobates fuscus (common spadefoot toad), 1919 nucleotides long. It is a transcript of the gene TMEM221, whose product is annotated as transmembrane protein 221. The transcript is spliced from 3 exons. The record is from RefSeq and is a predicted model, not a curated record. Lineage: Eukaryota; Metazoa; Chordata; Amphibia; Anura; Pelobatidae. Bases 278 to 1273 code for a protein of 331 amino acids.